UAAAGGUAUAAACUUCCUGUAUUCCAGCUUUUCUAGACAAUAUGAUGGAAUGGAAUGAAAAAAGCCUUUGUAGGAAUAGGCGGGGAGCAAGUGAACCAUGUCCAGCUUCAAAGAAUCGAUUUGGCAAUUCUUUAAGAUUGAUAACCCUUCCACGUUCAGGGAGGAUUACAUCGAUCCAACAAUUGACCGUGAAAGAAAGCCAGAAAAAGUUUCAAAGAGUGAUAAGUACAAUAUACUGAAAGCAUUCAACUGGUAUCCCUCUCAUUAUAGUAAAUAUGAAAGAAAAUUUUUACUAAAAUUUGACUUCUGCGUUUUGCUAUUCCUAAGUGCUUCGUUUUAUACUAAGUAUCUUGACAAUGCCAACGUUGGUUCCGCAUAUGUUUCAGGCAUGAAAAAAGAGUUAAACCUCAAAGGCAAUGAAUUGAACUAUUUUAAUACUUGUUACACGGUCGGUUACGCAGUAUUCCAAAUCCCAAUCACACUACUUAUCACAAAGCCACAUUUUUCCAGACACUUGCUACUUUUCUGCGAGUUGGCAUGGGGCAUGAUGACUCUCGCAAACGCAUACGUACAAAACGCUAACCAAAUGUAUGCUAUCCGAUUUUUCAUUGGUGUAUUUGAAGCAUGCUCUUUUCCAGCCACAUAUGUGAUUAUAUCCAGUUUCUUGACCGAAAAAGAGUUCUUCCAAAGAGCUGGGUUUUACGGAGCCUUUGCGGUGGCGGGCAAUGCCAGUGCUGGUGCACUUCAGACCAGUGCAAGGGAACAUUUAGACGGCAUAAGAGGGCUUUCAGGAUGGAGGUGGCAGUUCAUCAUAGAUGCAGUCAUCACUUUCGGAAUAUUUCUCUACGGGUUCCUACUCUUCCCUGGUAUCCCUUCAUCGUGCAAGAAGUUUGGAUUCUUUAGUGAAGAUGAGAUGAUCUUUGCUAGGAAGAGAUUGGAGAAUAGAGUUGCUUUCCCAAAGAAAUUCACUUGGAGAACACUGAAGGAAACCCUAUUAACAUGGCAAAUAUAUGUUGGCUCGGCACUUUGGGUCUUGCAUCACCAGUCCUGGUACUCAAACGGUGCUAAGCUCUACAUGAAAUCCAGGCCUGACCUUUACACUACCUCCAUGGUCACUAACUGGGACUCGUACAUGUACUGUACGGGUAUACCGGCUGCCAUUAUUGUGGCACCUUUGUGCAAAUACUACGGGAAAAUUAUACCAGUGACAUUGGUGAUGCUGACGGCAUAUUACGCAUGUAUCAUAUUGGUUAUCUGGGAUGUUCCAAACGCAGUGUUGAUCUCUGCCUUCUUUCUGCAGAGGCCGUUCAGAGACGGCCUAGCACAGGUGUACUACACGUGGAUUGCAACGUUGUGUAGUGACAACGUCGAGAAAAAGGCCAUUGUGUUGAGUUGGGUGCAGGCAUUGUCGUAUGCCGUCAACGCGUUUGCAAUCCCACUACAGUACAAUGUUGCAGACGGACCCAGGUUCAAAAAGGGAUACAUCAUCAACUUCGCGUUCAUUGGAUCCGCACAUAUUGUGUUUCUCGUCUGCUGGUUCUGCGAUAAAUACGAUUGGAAGUACUUCCCACGCUUUGCCGGAAACAGACACCUGAACAACAAAGACGACAUUUCCCUCACCUACGACACCAGCACAGACGACUCUAGGACCGAAAUUGUCGACAUAGAGAGUGUGGGAGGAACAGGGGUAUCGAAAAACCAAAACGGCGUCGAAGAGCUGUUUGUGCGGGACCGUGAAGUAGACCACACCGAUUCCUCCUCCUCCAUCUAGAUUCUGUAAGGUUGCCAAAUAAUUUCUUGUCUAAAAAUAUACUUUAGAACCUUGUAAAAACCGAGCAAGUUGAGAACCUAAAUUGCAGC
This is a messenger RNA of Pichia membranifaciens NRRL Y-2026, 1860 nucleotides long. RefSeq lists its product as hypothetical. Gene Ontology annotation, molecular function: transmembrane transporter activity. Gene Ontology annotation, cellular component: membrane. The coding region runs from base 98 to 1771 and encodes 557 amino acids. Lineage: Eukaryota; Fungi; Ascomycota; Pichiomycetes; Pichiales; Pichiaceae. The record is from RefSeq and is a predicted model, not a curated record. The transcript has a single exon. Gene Ontology annotation, biological process: transmembrane transport.